GUAGUGUUGUACGCAUCUCUAUAGUCUCCUGCUCUCCUUCUGUGACUUGCCUGAAAAGUUUUCUGAGGGUAUUUACAGAGCCAUCGUUCUCUUUCUAUACGAAGAAGAAGGAACUCAAGAAACAAGCCAUCACCAUGGAAGCAUCGAAGACAAUUGAACAUGAGAUCGGAGGUCUAAAGAACGAUGCACUGCGUUUUGGCCUUCAAGGCGUCAAGAGUGACAUUGUCGGAUCUCAUCCUCUCGAAUCCGCCUUUCAAACGGCAGUCGUGAGAGAAGCGGAGAUGAAAAGGAAAAUCCUUGCAAACACUUAUGGCUCCGCUUUUCCGUUAAAGCAGGAGUUUGAUCGGAAAAUCCUUUCUAGAUUUCAAAGGCCUCCCGGACUUAUACCAUCCUCCAUGCUUGGAUUAGAGUCAAUUACAGGAGCGUUGGAAGAUUUUGGUGUUGAAGAUUACCUCCAAGGUGCCCAUGACACUGAAACAAUGCGCAUUCCAGACAUGCAUCAUGGAAUGGAAGUUCGUGUUGGACUCUCAAAGGGACCAGUUCAUCCCAGUUUCAUGUGAAGCAAGUGUUUCAUUGCAUCUAUGCUUUUCAGUCUUGCAGACAUUUGUGGUUUGGCUUUAAAUAUGAACCUGAACAUCUGCCUCUACAUUGCAUAUUUUAUUGUGAUCUAUCGUUUUUAGAUGUAUGUAAAACCUGUUAUUUCGUAUUAUUGCUACUAUUUUGUUUACAAAUC
This is a messenger RNA of Cynara cardunculus var. scolymus (artichoke), 733 nucleotides long. RefSeq names its product cyclin-B1-2-like. The transcript has 4 exons. Gene Ontology annotation, biological process: proteasome assembly. Gene Ontology annotation, cellular component: cytoplasm; nucleus. NCBI's taxonomy places the organism in Eukaryota, Viridiplantae, Streptophyta, Magnoliopsida, Asterales, Asteraceae. The record is from RefSeq and is a predicted model, not a curated record. Bases 135 to 560 code for a protein of 141 amino acids.